AUGGCAGCGUAUACUGAUGAAUGGGUGACCGGCCCAUCGGACACAAAGUUCUUUACGCGUACACAAGCACCUGCGGAGAUCAAGGGAGCCGUCGUGUUCGUCCACGGGUUCAUUGAACAUCUCGGACGCUACGACUUUGUUCGUGAAGCUUUAGUAUCCAAGGGCUUUGCUGUCCUCUUCUACGACCAGCGAGGCUUUGGUCAAACGGCACUGGACAAAGCGCGUCGUAGCGUUGGGAGUGCUUACGGCAAGAAUACAAGAGCCGAAAUGCUCGACGACGUGCAAUUCAUGCUCAACCACGCAAGGGAAAAGUUCAAGACGAAGAACCUCUUCCUGUAUGGUCAUUCCAUGGGUGGUGCGAUCGUACUUCAAUACUGCUGUGUCGGCAAUGACGAUCUCAACGUCAAGUGCGACUUGCGUGGAGUAGUUGCAACCUCCCCUCUCCUCCGACAAGCUGUAUCUGCACCAGCAUGGCAACUUGUUAUGGGCCAUAUGGCACAAAACCUCACACCAUGGAUGAGCGUACCGGCCAAAGUUAACGCAGCUGACCUCUGCCAUGAUGACUCUGUCGGAAAGGCAUACCUUGCCGACCCCCUUGUCAUUCAGCAAGGCACCCUUCGCGGUGUCGACACCAUGCUUCGUGGAGGUGCGGAAACUGCCGAGAAGCAUUACCUUCACUGGCCAGAGUCACUUCCUGUCUUCCUCUUUCACGGAACCGAGGACAAGGUCACAAGUGCAAAGGCGACCCACAAAUUUCAUGAUGAUAUCAAAGCCAAGGACAAGCAUUUGCAAAUGAUCGAGGGUGGUUUCCAUGAGCUGCAUAACGAGCCCGAGUUUAAAGUGAAGCUACUCGAGGACAUUACGGCGUGGUUCCUUGCUCACCUUUCUCAGCAGUCGGAGACCACCGCUGCUCCUCCUGAGGCCAGCACGUCGGCGGCCCCUGAAGAAGCCGCCGCGUCAAAGCUCUGA
Serendipita indica DSM 11827 is the source of this 969-nucleotide messenger RNA. The record is from the annotation of a GenBank genome assembly. Lineage: Eukaryota; Fungi; Basidiomycota; Agaricomycetes; Sebacinales; Serendipitaceae.